AUGUCAGCCCCAAACACCACACAACCUGUUGCGCAGCCUACGACCGCCGAAUUCAAUGGCAUCGGCAAUGGUCCACAAAUCCAGCGAACCACGCCGAUCCUCGAUGUCAUCUGCGGCCCACUCUUGAACUUCAAGCGCAUGAGCAACGAGCAGUCGCAAGACCCACAAUGGCAUGGCAGUGUGCUCAUCGUUCUGCCGCCUGGCAGUAACCCGGAGCCAUUGACAUUGACAUGCUUGGGACCAUGCGGCGAAGCUGCCUCAACGACGCACAACAAUGGCUAUUCUGUUCCGUCGCAGGGCAGCUCAUUCCCAGCGGUGAAGUUAUACGAAGAUCCAAAGAAAGGCUUUUGGCGCUACAACAUCGAUCUCCCAUUUCAAGAGUAUGAGUCGGGUUGGGAAUACAGCAUCCCUCAUCUGGAGACGGACACCAAUAAAGCUCUGCGCUUCGUAGUCCCCUCGAAGCACGAGAGCAUGCGAAUCAUGUUCCAUUCAUGCAACGGGUUUAGUGUUGGUACGGACGAGGAGUCAUGGCAAGGCCCUGCGCUUUGGAAUGAUGUCUUGCGCGUUCAUAAAGAAGCGCCAUUCCAUGUCAUGAUUGGUGGAGGAGAUCAGAUCUAUAACGACAACGUUCGUGUCGACGGACCCUUGCGGCCGUGGACUGAUAUUGGCAAUCCCAAAAAGCGCCGCGCGUUCCCGUUCGGAAACGAGAUGCGCGCUGAAUGUGACGAGUUCUACUUUCAGAACUAUGUCAAGUGGUAUGGCUGUCAACCAUUCGCGUCAGCUAACGGUCAAAUCGCUCAGCUCAAUAUUUGGGACGAUCACGACAUCAUCGACGGGUUCGGCUCCUACACUGAUCACUUUAUGAAGUGCGCGGUAUUUCGCGGUAUUGGUGGCGUAGCACACAAGUACUACCUCCUUUUCCAACAUCACAUUGCGCCACCGCCAUCAACCUUCACUACCGAUGCGCCACAAACUACACGCGUGACCGGGGAGACGACCGCUGUCGACGAGACCCAGGUGAAGGACACUUGGGUGCUGAGUCGCGAAGACGAAGAUCCCAGCUUCAUCAUUGGCCAGAAGCCAGGUCCUUACGUCGAGGAACGAAGCCGUAGCCUGUACUGUCAACUCGGAAAGCGGAUCGCCUUUCUCGGAAUUGAUGCUCGUACCGAGCGAACAAGACAUCAAGUCAAUUACCCUGAGACGUAUGACUUGAUCUUCAAACGCACGAGCGAAGAGCUCGCGAGAUCUAACGGCACAAUCAAACACUUGCUGUUGUUGCUGGGUGUUCCUAUCGCAUACCCUCGGUUGCAAUGGCUCGAGAACAUCUUCCAGAGCCCGCUCAUUGGACCCGUCAAGUUCUUGAACAAACGUUUUGGGUUCGCUGGUAGCUUGUUCAACAAAUUCGACGGAAAGGUCGACUUGCUUGACGAUUUGGACGAUCACUACACCGCUCGCCAACACAAGCACGAGCGCAGGGAGCUCAUCCAGCGUCUGCAAAAUCUCGCCAAACAGUACAAUGUUCGUGUCACCAUCCUGGGAGGUGAUGUCCACUUGGCAGCCGUCGGCCGAUUCUACAGCAAGCCCAACCUGCACAUUCCCGCCGAGCACGAUUGGCGCUACAUGGCCAACAUCAUCAGCUCUGCCAUCACCAACAAGCCACCGCCGGCCGCAGUCGCAAACCUUCUCGCGCGACGAAACAAAAUCCACCACCUUGACCACGAGACCGACGAGACCCUUCUUGAGCUCUUCGACAAGAACCCCGGCGAGGCACUCGAAGGCGUCAAGCCCAAGACUGCCGCCAGCAAUAAUGUCACCAUGCCCAGCCGCAACUAUGCCAUCAUCGCCGAGUCACACACUCAUAGUGGAACCAACACUGCUGUCAAUGGCGUGACCGCUAAUGGCAUCAACGGCGUAAGCACGAACGGAGUCAACGGCACCACCAACGGAGCCAACGGCACCACCAACGGCACCGACCCAGAAUCCUUCGAGGCGCCCAAGAACCCCCGCGAGCCGCUCCACGCAGGCGAGGAGCACGCCGGCACCACCCACUCAGCCGCACAGGGCCUGAAGCGGACCGGCCUGGCCGGCGUGGACGGCUUGGACGUCACGAUCCGCGUGGAAAUCCACAACAACCCGAGCAGCAAGGACGGCGAGACCGAGGGCUACGGAAUCAGCAUUCCUGCGCUCGACGCUCGAGGUGCUGUGGUCAAUGGACAUGAGAAGCGAUAG
Dissoconium aciculare CBS 342.82 is the source of this 2229-nucleotide messenger RNA. RefSeq lists its product as uncharacterized. The record is from RefSeq and is a predicted model, not a curated record. Lineage: Eukaryota; Fungi; Ascomycota; Dothideomycetes; Mycosphaerellales; Dissoconiaceae. Gene Ontology annotation, cellular component: membrane. The coding region runs from base 1 to 2229 and encodes 742 amino acids. The transcript has a single exon.